Molecule: messenger RNA, 531 nt
Organism: Rotaria sordida
Lineage: Eukaryota; Metazoa; Rotifera; Eurotatoria; Philodinida; Philodinidae
Source: the annotation of a GenBank genome assembly
AUGGAUUUCGAAUAUUCUUCAAAAAAUCUUGAUGAUCAAGCAACAAUAAAUAAUCCUUCAAUUGAUUCAAAAGAAGAAUUAACAAAUUCUCAUGUAUUCCCAUCAAAUUGGCCAACAACACGUCAUCCAUCAGGUCGUGGUUAUGAAGUAUUUGUUGGUAAAUUACCACGUUAUUGUUUUGAAUUCGAAUUAUUUUCAUUAUUUGAACGUUGUGGCCAAAUAUAUGAAAUGCGUUUAAUAAUGAAUUUUUCAGAUUGUAAUUGUAGUUAUGCAUUUAUAACAUAUACAAAUCGUGAUGAUGCUAAACAUUGUAUUAAAGAAUUAAAUAAUUAUGAAACACGUCCAAAUCAUUUAAUUGGUGCAUGUCAAUCAGUUGAUAAUUGUCGUUUAUUUGUUGGUGGUAUAUCAAAAAAGAAAACUGCAAAUGAUAAAAACCCCCGUGGUUUUGCUUUUGUUGAAUAUGAAAGUCAUAAAUCAGCAGCAAUGACAAGAAGAAAAUUAUUAUCAAGAAUUAUUCAAUUAUGCGGAUAA